This is a messenger RNA of Plasmodium vinckei vinckei, 453 nucleotides long. Its product is annotated as conserved Plasmodium protein, unknown function. NCBI's taxonomy places the organism in Eukaryota, Apicomplexa, Aconoidasida, Haemosporida, Plasmodiidae. The coding region runs from base 1 to 453 and encodes 150 amino acids. The record is from RefSeq and is a predicted model, not a curated record. The transcript is spliced from 2 exons.
AUGGGGGAUAAUUAUUUUAUGGAUAGUACACAUUAUAAUGAUCAAAUACAUGAAGAGGAAGGAAAUAAUACCCUUGAAAAAUAUGAUGAAAACUUAAACCAUAAAAAUGAUAUAUUUAUACAAAACAAAGUAGGCAGACUAAUAUCAGAAAAAUAUUUAUCAGACUUUAUAAAUGAGGAUAUAUUUUUUAUAGGCGAAAUUAUAAAUCAGCAUGAGGAUAUAAUUACCUUAAAAUCAGUUAAUGGGAAUUGUGUUGAGUGCAUAAUUAAAGACUCCAAUUUCCAGACACAAUCAAAAUAUAUUGGAAUAAAAGGAAUCGUUUCAAAUAAUUUAAAAGUCCUUGAAACACGAGGUAUUGUAUUUUUAGACGAUGUUAAUUUUGAAAUAGUAAAUGACUAUAUUGAUAUUAGCAUAAAAAAUGCAAACUCAGAUGUUUUUUUAUGUUCUUAUUAA